AUGCUCAUCCCGGAUCUCGGAUCUCUCCUUCUGGAGCGCCAGGCGGCCAGCCCAUCAACCCCCCAAUACAAGAACGAGUCGAACGCUUCAACCUUGCUCGCUAUUCACGGCACUUUUUGUGGUGUUGCAGUUCUGUCGGUCUUGUUGAGACUCUAUGUGAGGAUUUUCAUGAUCAAAGGCAUCGGAGCCGACGAUUAUAUUAUUGCUGUCGCAGCGGUUAUUUCCAUCGCAGUUGUGAUAUGCUUUGCUGGUGAAUCUGCGGCUGGUGGCCUAGGCCGACAUCCAGCUCUUGUUUCCUCGAGCGAUUGGUCAAAUUUUCUGCAUUGGCGGUUUUAUCACUCCAUAAUUGUCAUGGUGGGAAUCUCUCUGGUCAAGAUCUCCAUCGCUUGCUUCCUCCGCCGAUUCGCAACGCAGAAGAACUAUCAGCGUGCCUUGAUCGGCUCAAUCAUCUUUCUGGUUGCAUUCACACUUUCAUGCGCCGGCACCUUGAUAUUCAAUUGUGGUUCACACCCAUCAGCGAACUGGGACUUCGCCCUGCGAAGCCACGUCAAAUGUUUCUCCAACAAGACCUUCACGGAUAUUGGCAUAUUUAACAGCAGCAUCAACAUCGCCACCGAUGUCCUCUUCGCCAUUUUACCAGUACCUAUAGUCUGGAAUUUGCAGACUAACCUGCGGACCAGGCUUACCCUCAUUUUCAUUCUAAGUUUGGGUCUAUUUGCCUGUGCUGCCAGUAUCGUCAAGACCGUGUACCAAUCCCAGGCGCUUGGAAACCCUGACUGGACAUUUCAUGACAGCUUCUUCAUGUGGAACAAUAUUGAAUUCAACAUUGGAAUCUUAGCCGCCUCGUUGCCGGCCCUGCGCCCCCUGUUUGCCAAGAUCCUUGGUGUCACACAGAAAUUGACCUCGAGCGCAACUCGGAGCAAACAGAAUUAUGCAGGGUACGACGCCGAUGGCCUUGCGUACCGUAAGAACGAUACACGAAACUCGCGCAAUCCUGCACGACAAUAUUAUCAGUUUGGGUCGCGCCACUCGACCGAGCUGAAUGACUUGCAUAGGGGAGCUAGCAAACGAGCAUUCGGCGAGGAUGGAGAUAAGAUACGGGGAGUGACCAGCACCGUCACCGCUGGUGAUGAUGGCAGUGACAACAUCAUGCUUGAACAAGAUUUCCAUGCCAUUGGAACGGAUAAAGACUGGGACAAGAACCACCCCGGGAUAACCAAGACUACAACAGUACAAGUCACGCGGUACUGA
Messenger RNA from Exophiala spinifera, 1251 nucleotides. RefSeq lists its product as uncharacterized. NCBI's taxonomy places the organism in Eukaryota, Fungi, Ascomycota, Eurotiomycetes, Chaetothyriales, Herpotrichiellaceae. The transcript is spliced from 2 exons. The coding region runs from base 1 to 1251 and encodes 416 amino acids. The record is from RefSeq and is a predicted model, not a curated record.